Molecule: messenger RNA, 4790 nt
Organism: Oncorhynchus keta (chum salmon)
Lineage: Eukaryota; Metazoa; Chordata; Actinopteri; Salmoniformes; Salmonidae
Product: transmembrane protein 222-like
Exons: 6
Coding region: 89-640 (183 amino acids)
Source: RefSeq, a predicted model, not a curated record
CAUUUAUUUUCAUUGGUAGCGCGGCCACUAGAGUAUCUGGUCAAUAUAAUGGAGAAUCUGUGAUGAAGUUAAUUUUUCACAGUUGGUGAUGGCGGGUGUUGUCGAAAUCGACACCAUGAAGAAUUACCACAUAGCCUUUGAGAGAAUAGACCCCGAUACGAGUCGUUACCCCUACUGUAUUGUGUGGACACCUAUCCCCGUGCUAUCAUGGCUGCUACCAUUCAUUGGACACAUGGGAAUCUGCACCUCUUCAGGUAUCAUCCGUGACUUUGCUGGGCCCUACUUUGUCUCUGAAGACAACAUGGCCUUCGGGAGACCAACAAAGUACUGGAUGCUGGACGUAGCCAAGGUGUAUGCUAGUGGCUCCAACGCCUGGGACACAGCAGUGCAUGACGCCUCAGAAGAGUACAAAAACAGAAUGCACAACCUCUGCUGUGACAACUGUCACUCCCAUGUGGCCAUGGCUCUGAACCUGAUGCGCUAUGAGAACAAGACCUCGUGGAACAUGAUCAACCUCUGUCUGCUCUCCCUAGUCCACGGAAAACACGUCAGCUGUGCAGGGUUCUUGAAGACCUGGCUUCCCUUCCUCAUGUUGCUGGGUAUUAUCCUGACUGUGGCUCUAACCAUUAACCUGCGGUGACCAGCCAACCAGGUGGGAGGACACAGCUUACAGGGUGGUAAGGGGGAGGGACUCCUUGCAGGAGGGGGAUGAGGGAGAUGGGGGUUGAGUGAGGUGAGAUCACACACGAGGAGGGGGGACCCCUGCAGGUUGGAAGUUGAGGUGGGAGGUGUCACUCAACACCUACUCUGCUUGUGAGGAUCGAGCGGGGGAAAAAGACAUGGAACUGUGACAUCCCAGCAACAAACAAACCAAUGAGAGAAGGGCAAUAACAUCCUCCUCUCGACUUAACACAAAGCCUGCUUGUUUCUAGGACCAGGCAACCUAGCUUUCAAUGGUGGCGGAUGGCAAUUUAGAUUUUUGUUUAUUUUGGCAUUGAGGUUAAUUGUUCUUGAUGGACGGUAGCUUACUUAUAAAUGUUUUAAUCCCCCUCCACACACAUCCCAACCCCAUGCAAUUUAAUGCAGUUUUCAAAUGUUUUGAUAUUCAAUUAAGUCUUACUAUGGGGUGUAUAGACCCUCAUCAUUUCUAGGUAAUGGAUGAUGUUGCAAGUUCUGUAGACUAGAGGAGCGAUGGUAGUGGUGAAGGGGGCAGGGGUUGUUGUUUCUUUCAGGGGUAGUUCUUUCUUUCAGGGGUAGUAGUCUUGUCUUCCACAGCGACAGCAGUAUCCAUCUCUUUCUCUCUCUGCCAUGCUGAAACAAACACCCACCAUCCAUCUAAUGACAUGGGACUGAUGAUGACUGUGCUUCCCAUACUCCAUCUUGAUGAUUGGAACAGAAAACAUGACAUUUCCCUUUUAAUGCCUUUAAAGGAAUGUGUUAUUGUGUUGACAUUUUAUACUUGUAUUGAUACAGUUCCUAUUUCUGCAACUUUUAAUAGCCUGUGAUUCACCAAGAGUGAUUUUUUGUUACAAUUAUUUGAAUCUACUACAUUGGAGUGUAUCCAGGAUAAUAAUUCUCAAAACUCUGCUCUAAACAAGUGAUGCUUCAUAUGUUGUAUAAUAUCUAUGAGUCUAAUUUAACUGCUUGCAUCUGCAUUUUAUUAAAAUAUUUAUAUUUUUCUUAGAACUCGAUUGACAAUUAUGUUUAGACCUGUUUUAAUGAUGGCUCUUUUUGAAAUGGGAUUAUAUAUUUCAGAUCUCAUUAAGUGUGUUGGAUUAUUUGGAUGCUUCCUACAGUUGCCAUGGUAACCUCUGGAACCCUGGACUCAUAACUCUGGACUGCUGAUGGGAAUGAAAUGCAUGAUGUUCUGGAAUGCUGCAGAGUUAAUUUGUGUUCUAGAAUGUGAGCGUGCCAAAUGUAGAGCUUCCCGGUCCCUACAGGAGAGGGAUCACCGCUUUCUGAUCUGUUCCACGCGCAAACUUUAACCCCAAUGUGCCCCAGAAGAAAGAAGCACCUCUGAAACCUGGCUCGGCCUGAUUUGACAAAUUGAAAGUAAUUCAUAUAGUUGGUGCCUGGAAAAACAUGGGUCUUCCUGGAUAACAUGUAUGUGCAUGAAUGGCUCAAUUUAUUUCAAACUUCAUUUUUAGACCGUACCAUCGAUAUUGAUUUUGUAUGUAGUAGCCUACUUUCAAACACUGGCUAAUCCUAGAUCAGGGGUUCCCAAACUUGGUCCCGGGGCCUCCCCUGGAUGCACGUUUUGGUUUUUGCCCGAGCACUAAACAGAUGAUUCAAAUAACCAACAGAAUCAUCAAGCGUUGAUUAUUUAAAUCAGCUGUUUAGUGCUAGGGCAAAAACCAAAACGUGCACCCAUGGGGGGCCUCUGCACCGCGUUUGGGAAACCCUGUCCUAGAUGAUGGUUGGCUCACAAAAUCCAAUGACAUGGCUUUCUUCUGCGGUGGCAGGUUCAAAUCCCCUCAUUGUUUGAGUGAAAGCCUUGAGCCUUUUCUCUUUAUCUGUGGAGCUGCCAGAAGCAGCAGGUAGCCUGCUGGCUCCUCCAGGUUUACACACCCUUGUCACACUACCGAGCUGGACUGAACCGAUGUACUGAGCUGGCCUGGUUACGCAUCCAGCAUAACGUGUAACCGUGCUGACUAAAAAUUACUGUGCCAGAACAGUUUGGUUCGUUUUGGGUUGGGUUGGCACAUUCGUGUUAGAAGCAUACAAGUCUUUGGCUUAAUAUCCUGUGGUCUCCUCCUGUGCCAGAGAACGUUUCACUCCUGUCUCAGAUGAGAUUAGGACAUAGUGAAAUGCCAAUGCAUCUCUAUGCAGCCCUUUUCACAUUCCUGCUUCUUUCUCUCUAGUUGGACUUUAUUAUUUGAAAUUCCAGUAAAUGUGAUAUGUCAAUCUACUACUGCAAUAACCCCAAAUUGUAUGUAGAAAAACAAACAGAAAACCAUGUUUAGAUUUGUAUAGGAAGUCUUUAAAGAUCCUUUUGUUUUCCAUUACUUUCACAGUCAAUGCAGUUUUACACUACUUCUGUAGCUGUUGGUGAUUUUAUGCGAGAUGCCAAUUGUUUCCAGGGUAUUGACAUUCCUUUGGUGUGCUUAUGGCGUCUUUCAUCUUUCUUUUUCCUUUCAUGUUCAUGUGUAAAUAUUAGACCAAGUGCUUUUAUCUUAAGAUACUUGAUGAUAAAUCACACCUGUUUUUAAUGUUCUGUUUUAAUUUAUAUUGUAAAUGAACUAUCCUCCUUAAUUCCCUUCAUUUUCUACAUACAAUACCAUAUGAUACAAUAUCAAAACUCAUCACUGUUCUGCAAUGAAGCAAUUUUGUGCCUGAAUGCAUGAGUGAGUGUGUGUCAAAAGAAGCGUGUGGGCGUGUACAUGCAUGACGGCCGGUUGUGCAUGUCCUGGCUGCGUGUUCUAUGUCUUUGUGGACACAACUAUUUUCUUGAAUCCUGUGGCUUUUUGGGAAAUUGACGAUAACUGCAUAUGAUAUUAGAUGGCUGCAUAUAACUUCCUUUAUAUACACUUAUUUAUUACCCAAAUUGUUAUCUAAAAUGAUGUAAAUGGAUAAAGGUGUAUAUAGUACAUAAUAGACUAGACUGUAAUAUACCUUUUUUAAAUGAUCCAUAGUUGACCCAAGUUUCCCAGUCUUGAUAUUGUGUCUACACUUAGACAAAAGGGUUCCAAAAGGAUGCUUCAGCUGUCCCCAUAGGAGAACCCUUUUUGGUUCGGCAUAGAACCCUCUGUGGAAAGGGUUCUACAUGGAACCAAAAAUGGUUCUUCAAAGAGUUCUCCUAUUGACAUAAGGUCUUGAGGGAAUCUUAUUUGAGUCCGAUAAGGAUGUUCAUAUGAUAGGCUCUCUGCAAGGUAUUGUAUAGUUUACCUAUCCAACUGACAAUCUCUUAGGAAAAAAUAUAAAUGAUCAGAACCAAGACUUAAAAAUAACUGAUAUUGGCACAAGGUGGAGGGAAUGUUGGAUCAUAAGGUUACAGUUAACUAAAAUGAACGUAUGCAUAGAAUUUAUUAUACAAGAGACAACAUUCACAAAUUCUACAGCACAAUGGCAAGAGUCAUGUCUGAAGUGUAAAACUAAUAAUGACUCAAUAAUCCAUGCCUUCUGGGAAUGUUAAAGUCAGAAAGUUAUAGGCAGAGUUAAAGUUGGCUGUCAGAAGUAUUACAGUGUAAAUGUACUUUUAAUCUGUCUCUCUGUAUACUUUAAGACAUGGCAUACUGUAUGAGGGUGCAGUGAGAGACCCAAUGUGUUGGACCAUACUUUUCUCGCCAAUCAUCUUUUUAAAAAUUAUACUUAGACUGGAAAUCGACCAAUACUCUGUAAUUUAUGCAAUGGAAAGUUCAAAUGCUUUAUCUAAAUGUUGAAAGUGCGUGGGCUACAGAGAAACAAAAUGGUGCCGUUUGAGGCCAUGUGGGCACUGGAGAUGGGUGUUUGUGCUAGUGGUUCUGGGCAGGUGUGAUGUAAUUGAUGUUUGUAUGAUUAUGUUUUGUGUUUGUAAAUUGUUCUAAAAAUAAUAAUAAUUAAGUUCUCCAGUGGGGACAGCAGUAGAACCCUUUUAGGUUCUACAGUAGCUCUUUUUUUCGAAGAGUCGUUGAGUGAUGAGCAUCACCUGAGAUGCAGUAGAAUAGAUCUGCUCAGUUUUAACAAACCGACUGGGGCUUGAAAAGAGUGCUUAAGUACCAAAAGUGGUCCCUGUUUUUUGUGUACCGUCAUCAAAUUGUGUACAAUGUCAUCCAUUUUGUAUGAUACACUAUAAAGAGUGCAUUCUGAAAGUA